This is a messenger RNA of Rubroshorea leprosula, 2360 nucleotides long. The record is from the annotation of a GenBank genome assembly. Lineage: Eukaryota; Viridiplantae; Streptophyta; Magnoliopsida; Malvales; Dipterocarpaceae.
AUCUUUUGAAGUAUUAAGAAAAAGAGACAAUGGAUGGAGAUUGUAGAAGAUGAGUUAAAAUCCCUGUGUUUACAUGAUUGUUAACCUCAUUCUUAUUGGCCAUGGAGAUGGGGAAGUAUAUUUUUUCCCUACUUUGCUAAUGAGAUAGAUAAUGGUAAGAGUAAUACCAUACCCGAUGAAACCAACAAAAGUAUGAAGUGUAUAUGAACAAAAUUGGUGCAACAUCCAAACUUUUUGAACAAAAAAUGUGUAUUAUGUUUCAUGGUUAAUGAGCAGAUGUUUUAUGUUCUGUCUUAGCCUGGCCAAUGAGCAGUUCUAGUUAAAUUUACAUCAUUAUUUCAGUUGAUUUUAUGCUUUAAUUUAUUUAGUUUUAAUACAUUUGUGCAGAUCUUUGUAUCUGCUACAGUGCUACUGGUCUCUUACAUGUCUAUUAUUUUUGGUACUUUUGUUGGUUUCAGGGGGGUCUUACUGCUACAGAUGUUUUUGCUGUUGAGUGGAUUCAGACUGGUAUUAUUCACUUUGGGAUGACCGUAUCCUAUUAUGGUUUUGUUAGCGAUGUUUUGGAACUUUCUGAGAAAUAUCAGAAGCACUUUGGUCCACUGCGCUAUUUUGUCGCUGGCUUCCUUAAGUUUUUGUGUUUACCUAAGUACAGCUAUGAAGUUGAGUAUCUUCCUGCAGCAAAAGAGGAUCCAGAAGGAAGACACUCUGAAGUUAUUGACAUGUCUGAUCUCUACACAGACAUUAUGAGGGGAUCAAGCAAAGAAGGCAUCCCCCGAGCUUCUAGUUUAUCAAGUAUUGACUCAAUAAUGACCCCUAGUCGGAUGUCUGGGGGUGAUUUAGAUACAACUUGUAGUAGCACUCAUGCUAGCGCUGAACCAUCUGAAUAUGUGCGUGGCCUAGAUCCAAAAGCAAAACGCCUAUCAUCUGGGAGAAGCAAUAUAACAGCUGAACCAGAAGUUAUUCAUCCUCAGUUACCACUAUCAACUACUACAAACUGGCCACGGACCAGAUCAAAGUCAAGGAUGGACAAAGGAUGGACUGGACUGACCACUGCACAUGAUCCGACAAGAUGUUCUUGGGGGAAUGUUGUAACAAAUGAUAAAGAAGAUAUAUCUUCAACAUUGUCUGAUCCAGGUCCAAUUUGGGAUGCUGAACCUAAAUGGGACAGAGAGGCUACUUGGGAUGUGGAAAAUCCAAUUGAAUUGCCAGGACCACCAGAGGAUGUCGAGGCAGGUAUAAAGAAGGAACUUGCACCAAGGAAUGAAGAAAAAUGGGUUGUUACUAAAGGUCAAUUUCUUGGCAUCCUUGUUUGCAACCAUGCGUGCAGAACGGUGCAAGGUUCUCAGGUGGUGGCACCAAAAGCUGAGCAUGAUGACAACACCAUGGAUUUGCUAUUAGUUCAUGGGAGUGGGCGAUUGAAGCUAUUGAGAUUUUUCUUGCUGUUGCAGAUGGGCAGACACCUUUCUCUGCCAUAUGUUGAAUAUGUUAAGGUAAAAUCAGUAAGGCUUAAGGCUGGGAAGCACACACACAAUGGCUGUGGCAUUGAUGGUGAGUUUUUCGCCCUCAACGGCCAAGUAGUCUCUUCAUUGCUUCCAGAGCAGUGCAGACUAAUUGGGCGCUCCCCUGGUCAUCACAUAUAAUGGACUGAGAGCUCUACCUUGUUUGGUUCUUUUUGUCUUUUCCUGGGAUGUGAACAAACUCUUUAUACUCGAGAAUGUGCAAUGCGCAGAGUCUCCAUAUACAAAACAGAAACAUCUUUCUGGUAUAUUCUUCAUUUAACCCCUUACCCAUUGUGCCAUUAUAUUCAUAUAUAUAUAUAUAUAUAUAUAUAUCUGAGGUGCCUGUAAAUCUUUUGUUGGGUCAUGUAUCUGCCACUCACUGAUUUUACUAUCAUCGUUUGCUUUAUUUGUAUUUGUAUUGUCGAGCAUUGAUGUCGAUGAAGUUAGGAGAGAACUAGUGGAUGGCCUGAACUGUCUCGAGUGAUAUAUAUUUGGGUGAUAUUAAUUCCAACUACAAAUAUACGUUCAGCUCUUGUAAUCCUGUUUGUUUCCCACCUUAAUGGUAAUAAUUUCUGCACCACUAACUAGUCACAGGUCACGAAAAGCUCAUCCUAAAGGGUAACAGCAACAGAGGAAAGAUGAGCAAAAUUGUUCCAGAUGGAGGUACAAUUAGUCAAUUACAGUUAAGGGUCAACAAAGUGUCGGAAACUAGCGCCAAUCACAAAAGUUACAUGUUGCAAAAUCAAAUUUACCCUUAAUCUAGCUAAAGGUCUUUGUUUGAACCCGUUCGAAAAUUCUAUCUUCAUCCCAAGAUGAGGCUGUAUGGACAAUGUUUAUUUAAAAUAAAUUCUCGCCGUAAGA